AGUCAUUAGAUCUCAAGUAGAAGCUAUGGAUGCUCAGUUUCAGGAUUUACCUCCUCUCAAGAGAUUAAGACUGAUGCAGCGAGAUCUGGAACGUGCGCAGCCGCCGCUACGGAGUCAAUCGGAGACGAAGUCGUUGCAGUUGCCGGCGAAGAAGAGGAAGCAUACUCGCGUUGACUAUGUUGACGAUGAAGAGAACUCUAACCCCACCUAUCGUUGUCUUCCGGCGAAGAAAAGGAUAUGGGCGAUUGAUCCCGAUCUGCUCUCCGGUAAUCCUUUUUCGCCUUUUGAUCUGAAUAUUGAGUAUAAGCCUUGUGUAGAGGAGAAGGGUUUUGAGAAAAAUGGAUCUUUAUUCGUUGAAUCGAGUUUACAAGUAGAAGAUGAUGAUGAUGAUAAGGAGAAUAUCGAUCCUCUAGGGAAAGAAAAAGUUUUGGAUCUGUCUGAUAGAGAAGUAGAGAAAGAGGAAGAAGAAGAUGGCAUUAUGUGUGCUGUAUGUCAAAGCACAGAUGGUGACCCAUCAAACCCAAUCGUGUUCUGUGAUGGAUGCGAUUUAAUGGUUCAUGCUUCGUGUUAUGGGAACCCUCUUGUUAAGGCUAUACCAGAAGGUGAUUGGUUUUGCAGACAGUGUGUUGCUUCUCGCUCAUCUAAGAACCGGGAAAAGCUCUUCUCUUGCUGCUUGUGUACAAGCAAAGGUGGAGCAAUGAAACCCACCAAGGAUGGUCGGUGGGCUCACAUCACCUGUUCGUUGUUUGUGCCGGAAGUCUACUUUGAGGAUCCUGAAGGAAGGGAAGGGAUUUGUUGCAGCGAGAUACCGAGUAAGAGAUGGAAAGAUAGGUGUUAUUUGUGCAAGAUUAGACGCGGGUGUGUUAUCGAGUGUUCAGAGAUGAAAUGUCAGUGUGCUUUUCAUGUUACUUGCGGUUUGAAGGAAGAUCUUUGCAUCGAGUAUCGUGAAGGCAAGAAGAGUGGUGGUAUUGUUGUUGGUUUCUGCAAUGAGCACACCAAACUAUGGGAAAGGCAACAGGAAAGUGGAAAGUACAAGAUUGUUGCUAGAGAUGAAGAUAAGAAGUAGCAGAAAGCUGGAGGAUCAUGAGCAUUCUUUUGCUUGCAACUCUGAAGCUUCUUAUGGUUUUGAUUGUUUUAAAACGCUUUUUGUUAUUUUCAUGGAUAUGUGAUCAGUGAUUAGCUGGUGCGUAAUGGUUUUUCAAGUUUAUGUUCUUUUCUCAAGGCUAUUUUAUGUUCUACGUUUGUAUUGUUUUAAGUUGUACAAGGCUAAAACUUGUCAAUCUAAUUCCAUCCUCAUUGUAUUAUGGUUCAAGUCAUGAUUAUAAU
Eutrema salsugineum is the source of this 1326-nucleotide messenger RNA. Its product is annotated as protein Jade-1. Gene Ontology annotation, biological process: regulation of transcription by RNA polymerase II. The record is from RefSeq and is a predicted model, not a curated record. NCBI's taxonomy places the organism in Eukaryota, Viridiplantae, Streptophyta, Magnoliopsida, Brassicales, Brassicaceae. The transcript has 2 exons. Bases 26 to 1066 code for a protein of 346 amino acids.